Alosa alosa (allis shad) is the source of this 5273-nucleotide messenger RNA. RefSeq names its product NACHT, LRR and PYD domains-containing protein 12-like. Gene Ontology annotation, molecular function: protein binding. The record is from RefSeq and is a predicted model, not a curated record. NCBI's taxonomy places the organism in Eukaryota, Metazoa, Chordata, Actinopteri, Clupeiformes, Clupeidae. The transcript has 19 exons. Bases 110 to 4903 code for a protein of 1597 amino acids.
GAGUGAUCGGUCUAUAGAUCAGCCUCCCAAAUUCAGCAGUGGAUCACCGCAGUCCCAUCCAAAACCACAUAAACACAGACCAGUGUCUCCAGUGCCCAGCUGUGUGUCCAUGAAGAGUGACCAGUCCAUGGAUCAGCCUCCCAAAUUCAGCAGUGGACCACCACAGUCUAAUCCAAAACCGCAGACACACAGACCAGUGUCUCCAGUGCCCAGCUGUGUGUCCAUGAAGAGUGACCAGUCCAUGGAUCAGCCUCCCAAACUCAACAGUGGACCACUGCCAUCCCAACCUAAACCACGUAAACACAGACCAGUGUCUCCAGUGCCCAGCUGUGUGUCCAUGAAGAGUGACCAGUCCAUGGAUCAGCCUCCCAAACUCAACAGUGGACCACCACAGUCUAAUCUAAAACCGCAGACACACAGACCAGUGUCUCCAGUGCCCAGCUGUGUGUCCAUGAAGAGUGACCAGUCCAUGGAUCAGCCUCCCAAACUCAGCAGUGGACCACCACAGUCUAAUCUAAAACCACAGACACACAGACCAGUGUAUCCAGAGCCCAGCUGUGUGUCCAUGAAGAGUGACUGUUCUAAGGUGGAACCUCUCAAAUUCAGCAGUGGACCACCACAGUCUAAUCCAAAACCGCAGACACACAGACCAGUAUCUCCAGUGCCCAGCUGUGUGUCCAUGAAGAGUGACCGGUCCAUGGAUCAGCCUCCCAAAUUCAGCAGUGGACCACCACAGUCCCAUCUUAAACCACAGAAACACAGACCAGUGUCUCCAGUGCCCAGCUGUGUGUCCAUGAAGAGUGACCAGUCCAUGGAUCAGCCUCCCAAACUCAACAGUGGACCACUGCCAUCUAAUCCAAAACCACAGACACACAGACCAGUGUCUCCAGUGCCCAGCUGUGUGUCCAUGAAGAGUGACCAGUCCAUGGAUCAGCCUCCCAAACUCAAACAGACACAGACACACAGACCAGUGUCUCCAGUGCCCAGCUGUGUGUCCAUGAAGAGUGACUGGUCCAUGGAUCAGCCUCCCAAAUUCUGCAGUGGACCACCAGUGUCUAAUCCAAAACCACAGACACACAGACCAGUAUCUCCUGUGCCCAGCGGUGUAUCUAUGAAGAGUGACUGGUCUAUGGAUCAGCCUCCCAAAUUCAGCAGUGAACCACCGCAGUCUCAUCCAAAGAAUACCAUGACUCAGGAUCAGUCCAGGUGUGGAGUGUGUGAGCUGCUACUGAGGGACCCAGUCAUCACCAGCUGCGGACACAGUUUCUGCAGGCAGUGCAUCAGCAGCUACUGGAGCCAGUCUGGUCCAUCAGGAGACUACAGCUGCCCCCAGUGCAGAAAGAGACCUAGAACACAACCCAUUAUAAAUUCUGACACAACUAUGGUACAACCACUAUUAUACCCACCUACAGCCAUGGCACAACCUACAGAUUUGACACAACCUUUCUCUCACAGAGAAAUGUCACAACAUCAACAAUACUCAUCUACUACCAUGGCACAAGUUCCUCCAUACCCACAGACAGACAUGGGGCAGCACCCUCCAUAUACACACACAUACGUACCACAGAUUUCUCCAGAGCCCACUUUGGAGGACCAUGCAGUAGGCAGCAAACAACCCCUAACAGAGCAUGUCCCCAUCAAAAGGGCCAGACUGACAGACACCCAUGUCCUUAACAGAGUACUGAUGACCCAUAAAGCCAGUAUGAAGAGGAGGUUUGAGGGCAUAUGUGAAGAUCUCAUGAGGGCAGGGACUCAAACACUCCUGAACAAGAUCUACACAGAGCUGUAUAUCACAGAGGGAGAGAGUGAAGGGGUGAAUAAGGAACAUGAAGUUUGGCAGGUAGAGUCAGCAUCCAGACCACAAACUACCGAAGGCGUAGCAAUCAACUGCAAUGACAUCUUCCAGCCUUUAUCUGGACAAGAGAGACACAUCAGAACUGUCAUGACCAAGGGGAUCGCUGGCAUUGGAAAAACUGUCUCAGUGCAGAAAUUCAUCCUUGACUGGGCAGAGGAGAGAGCUAACCAGGAUGUAGAUUUCAUGUUUGUGCUUCCGUUCCGUGAGCUGAAUUUGGUCAAACAUGAUCAGUACAGUCUUCAUAAGCUCCUGCUUGACUUCCACCCUGAGCUUAAGGAGCUACAGGAUGAUGAAUACAAAGACUGCCACACUGUGUUAAUUUUUGAUGGUCUGGAUGAGAGUCGACUUCCUCUGAAUUUCCAAGGUAAUCAGAAGUUGUCUGAUGUGACACAAACAUCAUCAGUGGAUGUGCUGAUGACGAGCCUCAUUCAGGGAACUCUGCUUCCCUCUGCUCUCAUUUGGGUAACCUCCCGACCAGCAGUCAGUCAGAUCCCUUCUCAGUGCAUCAGUCAGGUGACAGAAGUAAGAGGGUUCAAUGACCCACAGAAGGAAGAAUACUUCAGGAAGAGGAUCAGUGACCAGAAUCAAGCCAACAGAAUCAUCUCGCACAUUAAGUCAACCAGGAGCCUUCACAUCAUGUGCCACAUGCCAGUCUUCUGUUGGAUCUCGGCUGUUGUCCUUCAGGAGAUGCUAGAAAAGGAUGAUGGGAAGGAAGCCCCCAAAACUCUGACUGAGAUGUUCAUACACUUCCUGCUCAUCCAGACCACCAGGAAGGACCAGAAAUAUCAAAAGAAAAUUGAGACAGAUCGUCAGAGUCUCCUGGAAGCACAUAAGGGUGUCCUAUUGAAACUGGUAGAGCUGGCAUUCAAGCAUCUGGAGAAUGGCAAUCUCAUGUUCUAUGAGGAAGACCUGAGAGAGUGUGGCAUUGAUGUCAGUGAAGCCUCAGUGUACUCUGGCAUGUGCACUGAGAUCUUCAGGGAGGAAUGUGUGUUUCACCACAAGAAGGUCUACUGCUUUGUCCAUCUGAGCAUCCAGGAGUUUCUGGCGGCUGUGUAUAUAUUUCAUUCCUACAUCACAGGAAAUCUGGAGGUACUGAAAUCCUUCCUCAGUAAGAAACACAGAGACCAAAAAGCUUCCCUUCCCUUACAUAUUAUGUUGAAUAGAGCCGUGGACAAAGCUUUGGACAGCAGGAAUGGACACCUGGACCUUUUCCUUCGCUUCCUUGUAGGCAUGUCAGUGGAAAACAACCAAGCCCUUUUAGAGGGCUUGCUGACAAACACUCACAGCAGCACAGAGAGCAUCAAAAAAACUUGUAAAUAUAUCAAACUUCUCUCCAGGGAGGACCUGUCUCCUGAAAGAUGCAUCAAUCUUUUCCACUGCUUAUUUGAAAUGAAUGAUCAUUCUGUACAUGGGAAAAUUCAGAAAUAUCUGAAAUCUCAGAAGAGCUUCACAGGUGGAUUGUCACCUCUUCACUGUUCAGCGCUGGCCUACAUGCUUCUGAUGUCCGAGGAGGUGCUGGAUGAGUUGGACUUGAUGAAAUAUAAAGCAUCUGAGGAGGGCUGGAGGAGACUGGUGCCAGUUGUGAGACACUGCCGCAAGGCUGUAUUUGCUCACUGUGAUCUCACAGAAAAGUCCUAUGAGGUUGUGGCUUCAGCUUUGCAGUCUUCAAACUCCCCCUUAAGAGAGCUGGACCUGAGUUACAAUGACCUGCAGAAGUCAGGGGAAAAGCUUCUCUCUGCUCUACAGAGUCUAAACUGCAGACUGGAGAAGCUCAGACUUCCUGGUUGUAAACUGACAGAGGGACCCUGUGAGGUUGUAGCCUCUGCUGUGCAGCACAUGGUGUCGCUGUUAGAACUCGACCUGAGUGACAAUCACAUGAAUGACACUGGAAUUCAUCUUCUAAAUGCUGGAAUAAGACAAUCCAAAUGUGACAUGCGUAUAUUAAGGCUUGUUGACUGUGGACUCACUGAAAAGUCAGGUGAUAUUUUGGCCUUUGCUCUGCAGUCAGUAAACUCUGAGCUGAGAGAGCUGGACCUGAGUAAGAAUAUUCUGGGGGACUGUGGAGGAAAGCUGGGCUCUGAAGCACUGAAUCGACAGUGUAUGCUAGAGACACUCAGACUUGCUGGUUGUAAACUGACAGAGGACUCCUGUGAAGUCGUAGCCUCUGCUGUGCAGCACCUAGACUCCUUGACAGAACUGGACCUGGGUGACAAUUACUUGAAUUUCACUGGAAUUCAGCUUCUCAGUUCUGGGAUAAGUCGCCCCAAAUGUGGCCUGCGAAUAUUAGGACUUGCUAGAUGUAACCUGUCAGAGGAAUCCUGUGAGUUUGUGGCCUCCACUGUGAAGUCAUGGAUCUCGCUAACAGAGUUGGACCUGAGUGAGAGUCAGAUGAGUAGCACUGGAAUUCAGCUUCUGAAUUCAGUGACGAGUGCCCCUAACUGUAAACUGAAAACCUUAAGGUAUUCUCAUGGAGAAAGCAAAAGUAUGAAACCACAGAUGAAACAAUAUGCCUGUGAGCUCACACUGGACCCAAACACAGCAUACAAAGAACUCACAAUCUCUGAGGGAAACAGAAAAGUGACAUGUGUGAGUGAGAGGCAGCCGUAUCCUGACCACCCAGAGAGAUUUGACUACUGUUCUCAGGUGCUGUGUAGAGAGGGUCUGUCUGGACGCUGCUACUGGGAGGCUGAGUGGAGUGGUGAUGGGGUCUGGAUAGGAUUAGCAUAUAAAAGCAUUUAUAGGAAAGGGUGGGGUGAUGACAGCAGGUUUGGAGGCAAUGACAAGUCCUGGUGUUUGAAUUGCUAUGGUGAUGACAGCUACUCUGCCCAGCACAAUGAAAAGGAAACCGAAAUAUCUGACCCCUCCUCCGGCACUAGCAGAGUAGGAGUGUACCUGGACUGGCCAGCAGGCACUCUGUCCUUCUACAGCGUCUCCUCUAACACACUCACCCACCUGCACACGUUCCACUCCACAUUCACUGAGCCCCUCUAUCCUGGGUUUGGGUUUUUGGAUUACAACGUCGCAGCAUCCCUGUGCCAGAUCACAUGAGCUCUUAGCCCUGCAGGAAUAGCAGUCUACAGGAGAGCUACACAACACUCCUGUUCAAACCCCUGUUGCUUGGAAGAAAAAUAUUCAACAUAUCAAAAUAUCAAAUAUUCAUUUAAUGUAUAGUUAUUUGUUAUGGUGCAUGCUAUGGGGGCCAAGGUGAAUUAAAUGUCAUUGUAGUGAUGUGUGGGUAAGGUCCUUUUAUGGCCCGAACCCACCUUACCUGUUAGGAGUACCACCUGAAUUCACUAAUUUUAACUAGAGGUAACAUGAUUACAUCAAUUUCAUGGUGUAGCCAUGGUAAUGUUUCCUCAUUCAUUACUCAUGUAACAAAUACAAAUAAAGAACCCUUUUUAAUUCAUGGGACAAUCAU